AUGGAGAGCUCUAAUUUUCAGGGAACCGAACAUGUGGAGGUGAAAAUUUACCUCAUCGGCGUGUUUGCAACGUUCAUUGCCAUUCUCUCCAUCAUCUUCAACACAUUCUUUACAAUUGUAUUCCUGACCAACCGAUCUAUAAGGAAAUCCUCUGUGUUUUAUUUUGGAAUUCUUGCAGUGAUUGACACAAUAAUGGCAGUGAAUUACAUUGCAGUUAUGUCAAUACCGGUGUACAUGGACUACUACCACUUUCUGCCAAUCUACCAUCUAUUCCUUUCGUACUUUCGUAUCGUGCUCACCGAAAGCAACUGUGCCAUGUUCUCAUCGAUGCUGCUCAUCGUGCUUGCUACCACUGAACGACUUCUCAGAACAUUUCAUGGGGACACCAUACUGAGAGCAAGGAAGUGA
Messenger RNA from Cooperia oncophora, 408 nucleotides. The record is from the annotation of a GenBank genome assembly. NCBI's taxonomy places the organism in Eukaryota, Metazoa, Nematoda, Chromadorea, Rhabditida, Trichostrongylidae.